This is a messenger RNA of Amyelois transitella, 9071 nucleotides long. Its product is annotated as neuroblast differentiation-associated protein AHNAK. Gene Ontology annotation, cellular component: extracellular region. The transcript has 8 exons. The coding region runs from base 139 to 8406 and encodes 2755 amino acids. The record is from RefSeq and is a predicted model, not a curated record. Gene Ontology annotation, molecular function: chitin binding. Lineage: Eukaryota; Metazoa; Arthropoda; Insecta; Lepidoptera; Pyralidae.
UCAUAACUUAAGUGUAUUAAUCAGUAGGAAUUUAGAUAAUGUUUGAUAAAUACAUUAAUUGAUUUAUCAUGUUAAAAGUGUUGUAGAUAUAUUGGAAAGUGGUUGUGUAAAUAUGAGGCUUAAUUAAUUAGUAAAAAAAUGCUAAUUAUCGCCUUGUUGACGGUAACAUCAUUAUCCGCUGCCGUCGCAAACAGUUGUUCCAACAACGUUCAGUUUCUACCUCAUGAAAGUGACUGUGGCAAAUAUUAUGUCUGCAAUUUUGGUGAAAAACUUCUAAGAUCGUGUUCUGGUGGAUUACUGUUUGACCCUGUACUGCAGGUCUGCAACUGGGCUUCGCAAGUUAACUGUCAAACAACAACAACAACAACAACUGAAAAAACGGAAACAACUGAUUCAACAACAGACGCGCCAAUUUUGCCCAACGGCUGUCCAAAAGAUUUUAGCAUACACAAAUUAUUGUCUCACGAAAAUGAUUGUAGUAAGUUUUACUACUGUAACUUUGGACAGAAAGUUGAGAGAUCUUGCGGUCCUUAUCAGUAUUUCAAUCCUGUAUUAGAGGUAUGCGAUUGGCCAUCAGCGGUUGACUGUCAAAAUGUACCAACAACAACAACAACUAAGACAACAACAACUGAAUCAACAACGGAAUACAACUCCUCCACAGAUAAUCAGUUGUUGCCAAACGGAUGUCCUCAAAAUUACACUAUACAUUUACUUUUAGCUCAUGAAAGCGAUUGUAGCAAGUUUUAUUACUGCAAUUUUGGGGAAAAACAAGAGAGGAUUUGCCCGGAUGGAUUGUAUUUCAACCCAGAAAUACAGGUGUGCGAUUGGUCUUACCAAAUCGACUGUAAGCCGAAACCAGAUGUCACUCCAGAAGAGGUCACUACAGAAGUUGUAAGUGGGACCAAUGGACCAAUCACAGAUGAACCAGAUACUAAUGAACCAAUCACUAAUAAACCUUCAACGUAUAACCCUACUACUGAUUUUACUAAUGGACAAAACACAGAAGAAACUUUAACUUAUGAACCUACUACAGAUGUAAAUAAUGGACCAAUUACAGAUGUUACGGAUGGUAAAACAGAUGACCUUAUCACCGAUAUAACAGAAGGUCCAAUAGAUAGACCUGAAACUAAUGGACCAAUUAUCACAGAUGAGCCAUCAACAACAGAAUAUCCAGCAGAGUUAUCAACGACCGAAUCUGCAAUAGAUAUGACAACAGCAGCACCAGAUAUUGAUGUUUCAACAACAGAAUCUGCAAUUGACGUGACAACAGCAGCACCAGAUAUUGAUGUUUCAACAACAGAAUCUGCAAUUGACGUGACAACAGCAGCACCAGAUAUUUAUGUUUCAACAACAGAAUCUGCAAUUGACGUGACAACAGCCGCACCAGAUAUUGAUGUUUCAACAACAGAAUCUGCAAUUGACGUGACAACAGCAGCACCAGAUAUUUAUGUUUCAACAACAGAAUCUGCAAUUGACGUGACAACAGCAGCACCAGAUAUUCAUGUUUCAACAACAGAAUCUGCAAUUGACGUGACAACAGCAGCACCAGAUAUUGAUGUUUCAACAACAGAAUCUGCAAUUGACGUGACAACAGCAGCACCAGAUAUUGAUGUUUCAACAACAGAAUCUGCAAUUGACGUGACAACAGCCGCACCAGAUAUUGAUGUUUCAACAACAGAAUCUGCAAUUGACGUGACAACAGCAGCACCAGAUAUUGAUGUUUCAACAACAGAAUCUGCAAUUGACGUGACAACAGCAGCACUAGAUAUUGGUGUUUCAACAACAGAAUCUGCAAUUGACGUGACAACAGCAGCACCAGAUAUUGAUGUUUCAACAACAGAAUCUGCAAUUGACGUGACAACAGCAGUACCAGAUAUUGAUUUAACAACAGCAACAACAAAUAUUGAUGUUUCAACAACAGAAUCUGCAAUUGACGUGACAACAGCAGUACCAGAUAUUGAUUUGACAACAGCAGCUACAAAUAUUGAUGUUUCAACAACAGAAUCUGCAAUUGACGUGACAACAGCAGUACCAGAUAUUGAUGUGACAACAGCAGCACCAGAUAUUGAUGUGACAACAGCAGCACCAGAUAUUGAUGUGACAACAGCAGCACCAGAUAUUGAUGUGACAACAGCAGCACCAGAUAUUGAUGUGACAACAGCAGCACCAGAUAUUGAUGUGACAACAGCAGAAUCAGAUAUUGAUGUGACAACAGCAGCACCAGAUAUUGAUGUUUCAACAACAGAAUCUGCAAUAGAUGUAACAACAGCAGUACCAGAUAUUGAUUUAACAACAGCAACAACAAAUAUUGAUGUGACAACAGCAGCACCAGAUAUUGAUGUGACAACAGCAGUACCAGAUAUUGAUGUGACAACAGCAGCACCAGAUAUUGAUGUGACAACAGCAGCACCAGAUAUUGAUGUUUCAACAACAGAAUCAGACAUUGACGUGACAACAACAGUACCAGAUAUUGAUGUGACAACAACAGUACCAGAUAUUGAUGUGACAACAGCAGCACCAGAUAUUGAUGUGACAACAGCAGUACCAGAUAUUGAUGUGACAACAGCAGCACCAGAUAUUGAUGUGACAACAGCAGCACCAGAUAUUGAUGUGACAACAGCAGCACCAGAUAUUGAUGUGACAACAACAGUACCAGAUAUUGAUGUGACAACAGCAGCACCAGAUAUUGAUGUGACAACAACAGAAUCAGACAUUGACGUGACAACAGCAGCACCAGAUAUUGAUGUGACAACAACAGAAUCAGACAUUGACGUGACAACAACAGUACCAGAUAUUGAUGUGACAACAGCAGCACCAGAUAUUGAUGUGACAACAGCAGCACCAGAUAUUGAUGUGACAACAACAGAAUCAGACAUUGACGUGACAACAACAGUACCAGAUAUUGAUGUGACAACAGCAGCACCAGAUAUUGAUGUGACAACAACAGCACCAGAUAUUGAUGUGACAACAGCAGCACCAGAUAUUGAUGUGACAACAGCAGCACCAGAUAUUGAUGUGACAACAGCAGUACCAGAUAUUGAUGUGACAACAGCAGUACCAGAUAUUGAUGUGACAACAGCAGUACCAGAUAUUGAUGUGACAACAGUAGCACCAGAUAUUGAUGUGACAACAGCAGCACCAGAUAUUGAUGUGACAACAGCAGCACCAGAUAUUGAUGUGACAACAGUAGCACCAGAUAUUGAUGUGACAACAGCAGCACCAGAUAUUGAUGUGACAACAGCAGCAGCAGAUAUUGAUGUGACAACAGCAGUACCAGAUAUUGAUGUUUCAACAACAGAAUCAGAUAUUGAUGUAACAACAACAGUACCAGAUAUUGAUGUUUCAACAACAGAAUCAGACAUUGACGUAACAACAACAGUACCAGAUAUUGAUGUGACAACAGCAGUACCAGAUAUUGAUGUUUCAACAACAGAAUCAGAUAUUGAUGUAACAACAACAGUACCAGAUAUUGAUGUGACAACAGCAGUACCAGAUAUAGAUGUGACAACAGCAGUACCAGAUAUUGAUGUUUCAACAACAGAAUCUGCAAUAGAUGUGACAACAGCAGUACCAGAUAUUGAUGUGACAACAGCAGUACCAGAUAUUGAUGUGACAACAGCAGCACCAGAUAUUGAUGUGACAACAGCAGCACCAGAUAUUGAUGUGACAACAGCAGAAUCAGAUAUUGAUGUGACAACAGCAGCACCAGAUAUUGAUGUUUCAACAACAGAAUCUGCAAUAGAUGUAACAACAGCAGUACCAGAUAUUGAUUUAACAACAGCAACAACAAAUAUUGAUGUGACAACAGCAGCACCAGAUAUUGAUGUGACAACAGCAGUACCAGAUAUUGAUGUGACAACAGCAGCACCAGAUAUUGAUGUGACAACAGCAGCACCAGAUAUUGAUGUUUCAACAACAGAAUCAGACAUUGACGUGACAACAACAGUACCAGAUAUUGAUGUGACAACAACAGUACCAGAUAUUGAUGUGACAACAGCAGCACCAGAUAUUGAUGUGACAACAACAGCACCAGAUAUUGAUGUGACAACAGCAGCACCAGAUAUUGAUGUGACAACAGCAGCACCAGAUAUUGAUGUGACAACAACAGAAUCAGACAUUGACGUGACAACAACAGUACCAGAUAUUGAUGUGACAACAGCAGCACCAGAUAUUGAUGUGACAACAACAGCACCAGAUAUUGAUGUGACAACAGCAGCACCAGAUAUUGAUGUGACAACAGCAGUACCAGAUAUUGAUGUGACAACAGCAGUACCAGAUAUUGAUGUUUCAACAACAGAAUCAGAUAUUGAUGUAACAACAACAGUACCAGAUAUUGAUGUUUCAACAACAGAAUCAGACAUUGACGUAACAACAACAGUACCAGAUAUUGAUGUGACAACAGCAGUACCAGAUAUUGAUGUUUCAACAACAGAAUCAGAUAUUGAUGUAACAACAACAGUACCAGAUAUUGAUGUGACAACAGCAGUACCAGAUAUAGAUGUGACAACAGCAGUACCAGAUAUUGAUGUUUCAACAACAGAAUCUGCAAUAGAUGUGACAACAGCAGUACCAGAUAUUGAUGUGACAACAGCAGCACCAGAUAUUGAUGUGACAACAGCAGCACCAGAUAUUGAUGUGACAACAGCAGCACCAGAUAUUGAUGUGACAACAGCAGCACCAGAUAUUGAUGUGACAACAGCAGCACCAGAUAUUGAUGUGACAACAGCAGCACCAGAUAUUGAUGUGACAACAGCAGCACCAGGUAUUGAUGUUUCAACAACAGAAUCUGCAAUAGAUGUGACAACAACAGUACCAGAUAUUGAUGUGACAACAGCAGCACCAGAUAUUGAUGUGACAACAACAGCACCAGAUAUUGAUGUGACAACAGCAGCACCAGAUAUUGAUGUGACAACAGCAGCACCAGAUAUUGAUGUGACAACAGCAGUACCAGAUAUUGAUGUGACAACAGCAGUACCAGAUAUUGAUGUGACAACAGCAGUACCAGAUAUUGAUGUGACAACAGUAGCACCAGAUAUUGAUGUGACAACAGCAGCACCAGAUAUUGAUGUGACAACAGCAGCACCAGAUAUUGAUGUGACAACAGUAGCACCAGAUAUUGAUGUGACAACAGCAGCACCAGAUAUUGAUGUGACAACAGCAGCAGCAGAUAUUGAUGUGACAACAGCAGUACCAGAUAUUGAUGUUUCAACAACAGAAUCAGAUAUUGAUGUAACAACAACAGUACCAGAUAUUGAUGUUUCAACAACAGAAUCAGACAUUGACGUAACAACAACAGUACCAGAUAUUGAUGUGACAACAGCAGUACCAGAUAUUGAUGUUUCAACAACAGAAUCAGAUAUUGAUGUAACAACAACAGUACCAGAUAUUGAUGUGACAACAGCAGUACCAGAUAUAGAUGUGACAACAGCAGUACCAGAUAUUGAUGUUUCAACAACAGAAUCUGCAAUAGAUGUGACAACAGCAGUACCAGAUAUUGAUGUGACAACAGCAGCACCAGAUAUUGAUGUGACAACAGCAGCACCAGAUAUUGAUGUGACAACAGCAGCACCAGAUAUUGAUGUGACAACAGCAGCACCAGAUAUUGAUGUGACAACAGCAGCACCAGAUAUUGAUGUGACAACAGCAGCACCAGAUAUUGAUGUGACAACAGCAGCACCAGGUAUUGAUGUUUCAACAACAGAAUCUGCAAUAGAUGUGACAACAGCAGUACCAGAUAUUGACGUGACCACAACAGUACCAGAUAUUGAUGUUUCAACAACAGUACCAGAUAUCGAUGUGACAACAGCAGUACCAGAUAUUGAUGUGACAACAGCAGCACCAGAUAUUGAUGUGACAACAGCAGCACCAGAUAUUGAUGUGACAACAGCAGCACCAGAUAUUGAUGUUUCAACAACAGUACCAGAUAUUUAUGUGACAACAGCAGCACCAGAUAUUGAUGUGACAACAGCAGCACCAGAUAUUGAUGUGACAACAGCAGCAACAGAUAUUGAUGUGACAACAGCAGCACCAGAUAUUGAUGUUUCAACAACAGUACCAGAUAUUUAUGUGACAACAGCAGCACCAGAUAUUGAUGUGACAACAGCAGCACCAGAUAUUGAUGUGACAACAGCAGCACCAGAUAUUGAUGUGACAACAGCAGCACCAGAUAUUGAUGUGACAACAGCAGCACCAGAUAUUGAUGUGACAACAGCAGCACCAGAUAUUGAUGUGACAACAGCAGCACCAGAUAUUGAUGUGACAACAGCAGCACCAGAUAUUGAUGUUUCAACAACAGAAUCAGAUAUUGAUGUGACAACAGCAGCACCAGAUAUUGAUGUGACAACAGCAGCACCAGAUAUUGAUGUGACAACAGCAGCAUCAGAUAUUGAUGUGACAACAGCAGCACCAGAUAUUGAUGUGACAACAGCAGCACCAGAUAUUGAUGUUUCAACAACAGAAUCAGAUAUUGAUGUGACAACAGCAGCACCAGAUAUUGAUGUGACAACAGCAGCACCAGAUAUUGAUGUGACAACAGCAGCACCAGAUAUUGAUGUGACAACAGCAGCACCAGAUAUUGAUGUGACAACAGCAGUACCAGAUAUUGAUGUGACAACAGCAGCACCAGAUAUUGAUGUUUCAACAACAGAAUCAGAUAUUGAUGUGACAACAGCAGCACCAGAUAUUGAUGUGACAACAGCAGCACCAGAUAUUGAUGUGACAACAGCAGCAUCAGAUAUUGAUGUGACAACAGCAGCACCAGAUAUUGAUGUGACAACAGCAGCACCAGAUAUUGAUGUGACAACAGCAGUACCAGAUACAGAAGGAGUAAGCACAGAUCUGCCAAUCACAGAUGACCCAAUCACAGAGGAGAUUCCUGAUGAAUCAACACCAUCAGAAGUACACACAACACUACCAACCACUACAAAACUAACAACAGCAACUGAUGAGCUUACAGAAACAACAAACGGAGGAACUACUAACGAUUUAGAUAAUGCAACAACGGAAGAAAUAAAACCCACUACAGAAAAAGCUACAACCAAUGAUGAGACCACAUCAGAAAUCACUUCAAAAUCAACGGAUGGUUUAACAGAAAAUAACACCGAUGAUAUUUCUUCAACGACAAAAACUUUAACAACGAUAGAUGACUUUGUUUGCCUUCCAGGUGUAAUCGGCUAUUUUCCACACCCAACUCAAUGUGAUUCUUUUUAUCUGUGCGCAAACGGAGUGGAAAUGCAACUGUUUUGUCAAGAUGGAUUUGAAUUCGAUGCUACUGUUGAUUCAUGUGUCUUAAUAUCUGAAGGUGGGUGUACCCUCGGUUCAGUAACAACCCAAACGGAUGUCACUACUGAAGAUAAUAUCACUGAAAAUCUUACCACCGAUCCCGCUACUACGGCAAAUGUAGUGACAGAAACAGAUAUCACCACUGUACAUGUAGUGACAAACACAGAGCUUCUAGAAACGACUGAACCAAAUGUAACAGAAGAUUUAACCACCGCAGAAGCAACGACAGUUGAAACAAUAACUCCUGAAAUAGUCACAACUUACGAAACACCAACAACGAAUCAAAUCACAACAACUGAGUUACCUUUAGAGACUUUGACAUCAACAAAUGUACCUGUUACAACUGAAUCACUAACAACAACUGAUGGUACAACAAACCCAACAACUGUUGAACAAAUGACAACUGAAAAUGUUGAAACUGAACCUGAUACCACUACCAUUGAGAGUGCCACAGCGGAAAUAAUAAGUACGGCACAAACUACAGAUUUUUCAACGACGGAAAUUUCAACUGAACCUACCACAGGACCGACUAUUUGUCCUCCAGACAUGUUGGGACAUGUCCCGCACCCAGAACUGUGUGAUUCAUUUUAUCUGUGCGUAAAUGGAAUGGAAAUGCAAUUAUUCUGUCAAGCUGGCUUCGAGUUCGACCCUGUUGCCAGUACAUGUGUACUUAUAGUUGAAGGUGGCUGUACUCUUAGCUUAAAUGCAACAACUACUCCAGAAUACUUAACAGAAGAAACUAUAACAGGAGAAUCAACCACAACAACGGAAAUUAACACUGAAAAUGAUGUGACCAACGCAGCAACAACUGAUCAGAGUAAUGCAGAUGUUACAACUGAAGAACUUACACCAACAACAGAAGUUAUUACAGUAAAAACAACUGAAGAAUUCGGAACAACAAUCAAAUUGAUAACAACGGAAUCAAAUGAGUUAACAACACAAGGUCCAGUUUGUCUCGAAGGUGUGAUUGGUCAUGUACCGCAUCCGACUCAAUGUGAUGCUUUCUAUCUGUGUGCGAACGGGAUGGAGAUACUAUUGCAGUGCCAGCCAGGGUUUGAGUUCGACCCAGAACAAAGUCAAUGCGUUAUCAUCUCUGACAGCGGAUGCACAGCAAGUUCAGCAUAAUAUCAAACAGAAGAAUAUUCACAGUAAACAGUCAUAAGCAUCGUUACUUAUAAAAUAUCUAUUCGGCUAUUAGGGAUUUAAAGACCUGGGUUUAUUUGAACUUCUGAAAUACAUAAGCUUAUCUAUACUAAUAUUAUUAAGCUGAAGAGUUUGUUUGUUCGAACGCGCAAAUCUCAGAAACUACUGAUUCGAAUUGAAAAAUUAUUUUUGCUUUUAAUAGACCAUUUAUCGAGGAAGACUUUAGGCUAUAUACCAUCACGCUGCAACUAUAAGGAGCAAAGAAAUAAUGGAAAAUGUGGAAAAAAAACGGGGAAAAUUAUUCAUCGUUGAGGGCUUCAAUGAUGCCCAAAUAACUAUUCCACGCGGACGAAGUCGCGGGCACAGCUUGUAGCUUAUAUUAUUAGAACUCCGAAGUUUAGUAGAGCCAUAGAUUGAGUUGAAAAAAGCUGGUAAUUCUACUGUUUAGAGAUUACUUUAACAGCUUAUCAUGAAACAAACUCUUUUGUUUGACAUAUCUAUUUAAAACUACAUGUAUCAUGUCGUUUUAUCGAUCGUUUUUAAAAUUUUAUUCAGACAUAUUUGCUAAUUGCAGUAACUACUCGUAAUGUAUAAUAUUUUAUUCUGUUAAUAACAACAUAAUUGUAUAUAUUAAACUGUAUUCGAUA